AUGACUACGACGGUUCCCAAAAUAUUUGCAUUCCAUGAGUUUGCAGGUGUUGCUGAGGCAGUAGCAGAUCAUGUUGUUCAUGCGCAGAAUACGGCUUUAUCUAAGGACGGAUACGGAAUUAAGGGCAGUGGCCCAGGAAACGGAGGGCCGAUGUCGCGCACGUCGUCGUCGCGAAGCCUGAAGAGCAGUAGUAGAUCUGGAAACAGCAAGCUCAAAAAGGUGAAAGAGAGGAGAUUCAAGAUCGCCUUAUCAGGUGGGAGUCUUAUUCAAGUGCUUCACGAGGGGCUGUUGAAGAGGACAGAUGUGCAAUGGGGAAAAUGGGAUGUGUAUUUUGCAGAUGAGAGACUGGUUCCUUUUGAAUCUGCAGAAAGUAACUUCGGGCUGGCCAAGAGGAAGGUAUUCGACCUUAUUGACACUGAAAGAUAUGGUGCACCCAAAAUUUAUCACAUAAAUGAAUCCUUGAUAGACGACCCACAGGAAUGCGCAGACGAUUACGAAAAAGUGCUAAUUAAGGGAUUUGCAGGCAGGGACUCGGUGAAACUACCGAUGUUCGAUUUGUUCUUGUUGGGUUGCGCUCCUGACGGGCAUAUCGCGUCUCUGUUUCCCAAUUUUCAGGAAAAUCUCAGGGAAAACCUAGCGUGGGUAGUCCCAGUUGUAAACGCUCCUAGUGGGCCUUCUAAUAGAAUAUCGCUUACGAUUCCGGUAAUUUGCCACUCCCAUCAGGUCACAUUCGUAGUUGAAGGUGCUACGAAAGCCCCUGUGAUCAAAACUAUAAUGGAAAGGCCUGAAAAGGGUUUGCCUAGCAGCAUUGUCAAUGAGGGGGCCGCUGGUCGUGUUGCAUGGUUUAUGGACGAUGAUGCACUGACGGAUGUCUGCGUAACAAAGAAAAAGUACAAGUUUUUGGAAUCGAAUGACGUCGUGGAGUAA
Messenger RNA from Lachancea fermentati, 927 nucleotides. Lineage: Eukaryota; Fungi; Ascomycota; Saccharomycetes; Saccharomycetales; Saccharomycetaceae. The record is from the annotation of a GenBank genome assembly.